UGAGCGGUAUGAACAAAAGUUAGAUCUAGAUAGCAUAAUUUUUAAAAAUCAAAGACUAGAUCUACCUAAAGAUCUGAAAAAUGAGAGUAGUUAAGCCUGGAUGGAUACACCAUGACGGUAAACCUAUAUUUUCUGUGGAUAUUCAUCCAGAUGGAUCAAGAUGUGCCACUGGUGGCCAAGGCAAUGACUAUGGUAAAAUUGUUAUCUGGAACAUGGAGCCUGUCCGGAAUGGUGCCCUUGAAGAUGAUGAGAAAGUCCCCAAGAUGUUAUGUCAAAUGGACCAUCACUUAGCCUGUGUGAACUGUGUGCGCUGGUCUCACAGUGGUAAGUUCCUGGCAUCAGGAGGAGAUGACAAGCUGAUUAUGAUUUGGCAGACAAGUAGAGGGGCGGGCCCAGCCAAGGCGUUUGGGUCAACUGGCAGUGUAGUGAUACAUGAGCAGUGGCGACCUGUCUUCACACUGCGAGGACACUCUGGGGACGUGUUGGAUUUGAACUGGUCUCCACAAGAUGUGUGGUUAGCUACUUGCAGUGUUGACAACACAGUCAUUAUAUGGAAUGCUCUGAAAUUCCCAGAGCAACUAACUGCGUUACGUGGUCACAGUGGUCUGGUAAAGGGUGUUACCUGGGAUCCUGUAGGAAAAUAUGUCGCAUCUCAGUCUGAUGACCGUACACUAAGAAUAUGGCGAACAAUGGACUGGAAGCAAGAGGCCAUUAUUGAAGAACCAUUUAAGGAAUGUAGUGGAACAACCCAUUCUCUGCGACUUAACUGGUCCCCUGAUGGCCACCAUAUUGUCUCAGCCCAUGCCAUGAAUAAUUCAGGACCAACGGCCCAAAUAAUUGAGAGGUCAGGGUUCAAGGCCAGCUUAGACUUUGUUGGUCAUCGUAAAGCUAUAACAGUAGUGAGGUUUAAUCCAAACAUUUUCUCUAAGAAAUUUAAAGGUGAAAAGUCCCAACAGUACUCUUGUUGUGCUAUUGGCAGUAAGGACAGGUCACUUUCCAUUUGGUUAACAGCACUCAAGCGACCAUUGGUUGUCAUGCAUGAUCUAUUUGAAAACUCCAUCUUGGAUUUGACAUGGAGCCAGAAUGGACUUGAGUUGAUGAGUUGCUCCAGCGACGGUUCUGUGGCGUUUAUGGAUUUCUCCAAGGAUGAGAUUGGCAAUCCUCUCUCAAAAGACGAAGUUACCAAUUUACUGGAAAAUAUUUAUGGCAAAGGCAUAUCCCUCCAUGCUUCUGCCACCAAGGGCAGCCAGAUCAUUGAGUCGGCAGCCAUGUUGAAUCUACACCAGCAGAAGAACAGGUCAAAUGAUGUCAUGCUCACACCCACCAAACACAGCAACCUGUCCAGUCAGAUGUCUGCAAGUGGGGAUAAAACACCAUUUAAGUCUAGUGACAGAAUUUUACUCCUGCAGCCCACGGACAAGCAGAUUGAGACCAGAACUGCAGAUGGGAGGCGCAGAAUCACACCCAUAUUUUUGGCACCUCAGCCUGAAGUGGGGGAGGUUCCGCUGCCCUUCUCAUCCAACUCAAACAUUGAGUUCCAUUCGUCCUCUGAAUUGAGCAAGAUUGUUGUAGAGAAACAGAACAGAGUGACGGCCCCUGGGAUGAUGUCUCCAUCCUCUGGCUCUGUGCCGUCAUCCCCCCCUCACCUGCAGACCCCACCCUCUGGCUCCACAGCAGCCAAAGAUGCCCAGAAAGCACAAGGGGAGACGAGCAGUGAAGGGCCUGCAAACAAGAUCAAUUUUGAUACACCACUAGAAAAACUAUCAGCUGUAUCUGUUGAUAAAACCCCACAGCAAGAGAAACCAGACAAAACCUCCCAGCAGACAGUGUCAGACAAGCCUAAAGCCCAGGAGAAGGAAGCUGAGAAGGAUUCGUCUCUGGUGAAAGAUAAGCUCAAGUCACGCCUCUCAGGGAGCUUAAGUCUCAAACGGAAACGUGAAGAGGAUAAGAGAAAGCGAGGUCGGCCGAGCAAGAUGGACCAGGCGAUGAGAGAAGCAGCAAUGUCUGCAGCAGCAGCUGAAGCUGUCAGUUCAAUAUCCACAGUCAACAGGCUGGAGGCUCCUGCUGCACCAGCUGUAGCUGGGCCACAGCAGCAGAGAGUGCAAGCACCAACCCCAGAUUUACAUCUCCCAGCCAUGAGCAUUGAUAAAGCUGUCUCCCAAGUGAUUCAAGGCCUUUUGGGAGAUGCUGAAGCUCUAGUGCUGGAGGUGGAAAAUGGCCUAGAACUUGGAACAGGCAAGGUUCACAGACUGAGAUGUAUAAAAGGUGGAAAAAUUUUGUGGGACCAGAUGUUCACUUCAAAGAUCUGUGCAACAGCUGGCUCAGUACAUGUGCUGUGUGCUGCCUGUGUAGAUGGAACUGUCUCUGUGUUCAGUAAGUGUGGGCGGAGGAUCUUCCCAUUUCUUGUUGUGGGAGCCCAGCCUGCCUUUCUCAUCUGUCAAGGUCAUUAUCUGUUGGUUGUGACAACAAAGGGCACGUUAUUUGUUUGGAAUUGUUCAUUAUUAAAGGUAGAAAUUAAACAAGAAUCUCUCUCAGCUGUAGCAUCAGAAAAGGACUCAGUUGAUAAAAUUGUUUUAACAACAGAAGGAGUUCCAAUAGUUACUUUAACAAAUAAAAAAUCAUACAGUUAUUCUGUCAAUAUUGGUUGUUGGGUUCUAGUCAGUGAUGGUGAGGACAGGCUGCAGAGCUUUGCCAACCAUCACCAGUGCAUGUCCACAAAACUCAAGCCCUCUGAGCCUCUGGCGUCCUUACAGAAGUCGUCAAGGACGAGUGACCUUGCUUCAAGGUCAUUCCAGUCUAACCCUGGAAUCCAGCAAUCCCUGACCUUGAGUCACCUGGAGUCGCAGAUGGCGUCAAGUCUGGCCCUGCUGUCUGCUAAUGAGUACAAGUUUUGGCUGGAGACCUACAUCAGAUAUUUAGCACAAGAGGGAGUGGAAGAAAAAUUGAGAGAAAUAUGUGAUGAGUUGUUAGGUCCAGUCUACCGGUCAUCUAGAUCUAGCAGUACUUGGUCUCAAAAUGUUUUGGGUUUAGAUAAACAUGUCAUUCUCCGCAAUAUCCUGCCUUACAUUGGUGCUGACCUCAAGUUUCAACGGUUGUACACGGAGUACAAGGAACAGUUGGACAUGCAACAACCCUAAUGUCUUCAAGUGGACGCAGCAGUUUGACGCAACAAACUUAUUAUAAAUGGGAAAUUUCACAUUUGCCCACAACCCAUAAAUAUGCACUUUUGCAGGUGCAUUACUGAACAAUGACGUUUCUUUUUGUUGAUCAAAACAUAAACUAAAGAUAUUUUUUUUUACUUAAAAUCGUUAUAGAUUUAUUGAUAAAAUGAAAACAUGAUGAGGUUCUAUGUGAAAACUAUUUCUACUACUGAGGAUUGUUAUUUUAUUUGAAAUGUUUUCACCCAAGUAAUAAAUAUGUAAAAUAUAUUUGCUCAUUUAUUAUACAUGUAAACUAGAUUAAACAAUUUUUUUACA
Molecule: messenger RNA, 3476 nt
Organism: Physella acuta
Lineage: Eukaryota; Metazoa; Mollusca; Gastropoda; Physidae
Product: protein HIRA
Biological process (GO): regulation of DNA-templated transcription; chromatin remodeling; DNA-templated transcription
Cellular component (GO): chromatin; nucleus; HIR complex
Molecular function (GO): protein binding; nucleosome binding
Source: RefSeq, a predicted model, not a curated record